CCGCUUACUAUGACGGGUGUUGCUAAAAAUAUAUUAUGCAUUUAUGUUAUGAGGAGGUCAGCAUUUCAUAGAAUCAAACGGCAAAAAGCAGAAAAUUACAGAGAGAACAGGAAGUCACCCUCAGAGUUCACCAUUUCAUAUUGAUACCUCAUACUGAUGCAUUAUUAUGUAUUUUACAUGGCGUAUUUUGUGGAUGACUGUACCAACAGGCGUUUGCUCAAUAUAUUGCAUAGCAAGUUUUAAUAAGAAUAUUAAGCAAGUGUCUGUUUAUACCAUCCUUUUCCCUGGUUUUGUUAUCCCUCCCCCAUAUUAGGACAGUAUGUUGUCUCAUAAAUGAAGAAAAAAUAAGUAAGAUAACAUACUGAAAAAGACUUGAAUUAUAAUUAAACCACUUUCAAAUUUUAUUACUUUAUUCUGGCUGCGACCGCAAGAAAAGAUUUUAUGAACCUAUCCAGUGAAUAAUAGGUACCCCUUCCCCCUCCUGUAAACAACAUUGUAAAAGAUAUUUAGAAUAAUUUCUUGAACAAUUUCCCCCAAACAAAAACUUUUGAAAUCAAACGUGCUUUUAAUCGAACUAGAUAUGCAGAUGACUGAAUUUGACUUGGAAUUUAGUUCUACACCUGGUGCAAAAUGCAUUUUUAUUAUAUAGCUAAUGAAUAGUGUAUUAUAAAAUCUGCGUAAAAUCUAGAGAAUGUGAGCGUUCAAUAUCCUGAGAAUUUAUUGAACGCUAACUUUGCAUUGUUUAAAUUGUGUGCGCCCGGAACAUUCCGAGUAUGAGCUUUCAAUAUUUACCUUACCGUAAGGUGGCAGGGGACAGAUUCUUUGGUUCUGAAACAUGUGGGGUGUACAUCAAAGUCAGAUUAUGACAGAGUGAUAAAAAAUAUUUCCCUUUUAUAUCAAUACUUGUAUUUCAUAUUGGUGUAGUUAAUAAAUUAUGACCCUACAUUACAUGUAAUCUAUAAAUACUGGUGCUGGUGCACAAAACAUGCUCUGAGCAGGUGCCCCUUUUUUGCUUUGAUUUUCUCUCAUUUGGGAUAAUCCGCACCCCCCCCCCCCUCCACACAAAUACCAUCAGAGUACCAAGAAUGGAGAUUUAGACACUGUGCACAAUCAAGAACUGCCCUUCUUAAAAAUCUACAUUUCAUAUGGGGCCAUCCACCUUCCCUCUCAGCUACAGACCUUUUGCUGGACAAUGCAUGUUUUCACCGGAAUUCUUCAGCAUCUGACCACGUGUCUUAGUUUCGUAUUUGCACCCAUCUAUAUGCUAGGAAUCAUGGUGACACCUACAUGUUGUAUAUGGACCUUUUUAUCAAGCACUCAGCUACAUUUAACAUGCAUCCUAAAAUUAUUGUAUACAUUUUUACAUAUGUAAUAUCACUUUAGAUAUGGGGUAUUUUCAUUUUUUUAAGUUGAUAGUGCGAAACUGUCCCCUGCUACCUAACGAUGUAAAGAAGCUAAUGCAUGCAAGCUCGAAAGCUCGUGUAUUUUUGCACCCAACUCGUGCCGAUAUUCACCAAUAUAAGUUCAAUAACCCUAUAAUGUAUCACAUCAAAUUUUACAGCGAACGAGUCCGGUGUAUUGAAAAAAGUUUUGUCUCAUUUGGGAUGAAUCUAUGUGAAAGUUCGUACAUUUACCGAGGAAUUAACAGAUUCAUUUCACAAUAUAUCAAAUAGCUAAAAGGCGAACACAAAAUGUAUAGGCCUAUAUGCUUGAAUGGAGUUAAAAUUCAUCUCACAAUUAACCUAAAUCUUAACGUAUACAAGUAUUUAGUUUAGAAAUGAACUGCCAGUUCUAAGCCCUCCCUAUUUAGUAUUGGAGUACUGCGGUCACCAAGUCUCUGUUAGUUAAAAAAUAAUCAAUUAAACACAAUAUGGUUAACUUGUUGACUUAAUACGAUCAUGGAUUAUUGUAAUUUUAUACAUAUCACAAUUCCUGUUGUAAGUACACACAUACACGGUAUUAUGUGUAAAUACAUGUACAUGUGCUUUAAUGACGUUUUGCCACGAGGGGGGUGGUGGUGGUUAUGAACCACGUGUGUUCUUUUCAUUCUCUACCCAUAGGUGUCACUGCUCGCUAACAUCUCUGUCUGCAGAAAUUUCAAAAUUCUUGUAAAACUCGUUUACUAGCGUUUAGCUAAAUUCGGUUAAUCAAUUUAUAAUGCAAAAUUUUAAGAUAAAGUUGUUUUAUCGCUUGUAAACAAUUCCAAAAUUGUUGAUUUUAACCAAAAUGAAUACUUUUUCCCGAUUUGUGGUGUUAUCUAUAUUAAUCAUUCUAAUUCAUAAAUUCUGUUCCGUUUUGCUUUCCAUUUUCUAUCCCCGUUUUAGCAACUUAGCGAUUUAGAAGUGAGAAUCACGAGUUCUUCGGAUAUGGCCUUCAAAACGGAGGCUCAGUGUCGCGACAAGAGUUGGCACGAUAAAGAACCCUCACUGCUAUGGUCCUAAGCGACAAACAUAGGUCUGCACGGUACCUGUACUUCUCCUACAGCUGGUGACAUCUCAAGUUCAAGAUCUUAAUUACUUUAAGCUUUACAGCUUAUCGGUACAGCGUUACAAACAAUAUGAACAUAAACAUGACGUGGUAUAUCUACUGGAGAACGUAUAUAUACCAGUUCUCCUCCCUGUCUGAUGACGAGGUGUACGUGUUAUUGUGUUUUCUGUGUUCUGACUCCGGUACCCCCGACUUUACUGAUGCAGACUGUCUGGACAUUCUUAAUGGGAUACGAAAGAAGAUGUAUGGUGAGAACCGUGUAACAAGUGAGGAGGCACAGCGGACCCUGGACGGACUGAAGUCAUGUGGAUUUCUUUGGGAUCAGGACGGAGUAGACAUCACUGAGGACGCCAAGGACGAGACCAUGUACCGUGUUAUGGAAUGUUGUAUAAAAUAUAAUGGUAUACUGGUCCCCUUGUAUCGUUUAUACAGUUAUACUACAGCAGUGAGGUAUCUGAGAUUACAGAGAUACACCAGGGAGUCUGGAGAGAAAUGUCUCAUUAGUAACAACCCGUACUGUGAUUCCAUACUCAUACGCCGUCUACAGAUGAACAUACUGACCCACGUCAUCAUGGAGGACACGAGAAUCUGUGAUGAAGUGUCACAGACAUUACAUGUUCCAACAACCAUAUUACAAGACAUGACGUUUGAUCAACGACAGGAGUUUAUAAGGGACCUGGAACAUAGUGGGGAGUGUGUGCACUGCAGAGGCGGAUCACAGGGGAGUGUACAACACGUCAAGUGGUUCUGGAGAUACAGGAGACCUGACAUCGUGAGAUCAUGUAUAGGUCUCCACCCACACUGGGAUAUUUACAUAAUCAACAACACAGCUUACAGAAAGCAGAGUAAAUAUCACGAGUAUCCAGAAAAUGUCAGAAGUCGUCUGUACUGCCUUCUGUUAGCUGAGCAACAUACCGUAAAUACCAAGGGCCACAAACACAAACAACAAGAUGUUCUAAGGAAAAUCAGAGAGAGGUAUUUUACAGAGCUUGCCUUGUCUGAUGACGUCCAUAUGGGGAAUCUUCCAGAUGAUAUCAUUCAGACACAGGACGAGGUCAUCACAUUUAAAUCAGACGACAUCCAACAUGACGUCAUGUACGCGUUCGUUACGGAGUGUCUGGUUGAGGACAGUGAUCUCAUGUUUUUCCUGACCACGGCGUCACGUGACGUGAUAUCAGAAUACUGCAGGUCGUGGAAUUAUAAGAAGAGUGAUGGAGAGAGAUGUCUGUAUAUACCGAAGAGACCGGAUGAGAUGUACGACCUGUUCAUAGACAGACUACAGCUGGACAUCCUCACACACUGUACCGUGUCAGACAGGGAUAUUCAUGACAGUAUCAGUAAACGUUUGGGUGUCCCUAUGGAAAUAUUGGACUGGGACCAAGAGGCCAGAGAGCGGUAUAUGGAGUACGCCAAGAGAGGAACACAGACGGUCCACCACGCCAGGGGGAUGAUCGUAGGAUGUGCCGGGGCAGGCAAGACCACGCUACUGAAACGUCUGCUCAGGUGUAGUGACGCAGAGAUACGGGGUGUGCUGUCAACGGAAGGACUGGAGGUCCACGAGGAGAUAUUCCAAAUAUAUGAAGAAACAAAAACAUUAAAAGUUAGGUCAAAAGAUAUCGGUGGCAAAAAGAACAGCAAUGGGACUGAUGAAAAGACGGUAACUUUCUUUGACUUUGGAGGACAGUGUGCGUACUACGCAUGUCAUCAGAUUUACCUGACCAGAAGAGCUUUCUACAUGGUGGUAGUGGACGCCUCUAAACGUCUGGACCAGGUGGUGGAUAAGAAAGUGUGUGACCAGGCGGACACCGUUUUUGCUGGAUGGACAUACGGAGAAUAUUUCAUAUUCUGGCUGAAAUCUGUCCAUACUUAUUGUUCCACAAGAGACGGACAGAGGGUGGAGAUGAUCAUUGUGGCCUCUCACUGGGAAAAUACAGUAUACAAGGACAAGGUCGAUUUCCUGAAUUGCCUACUAGAAGUAAUACCAGCUCAAUCUGAUCUUGCACAGUAUAUCAGAACAGACCGGUGUUUUCUGAUACAGUUUCCACCAAAUCAGCCAAUCGCUGAACUGGAGAGAUGCAUUAUCGACUUAACAACUCACUCAAAAUGGAGCGAGAAAAUACCACACGAGUGGGUCUUUUUGAACAGCGAGAUCAAUUAGAAGAAACUGGAACGAAUUGUACCUAUCUCGGACAUUCAUCGUAUACUCCCUGUCAAAAAAAAAGAUAAGGCCCAGAGUGCAGCUGAUAUGUUGCGAUAUUAUCAUGAUGCUGGGCGGGUUCUUUACUUUAAUGAAGAAGGACUUGAAGAUUCAGUCAUUACUGAUGUCCAGUGGUUUGUGAAUGCCUUUAAAACAAUCAUCACGGAUAGUCUGCACGUAAGUGGAUACACUGCUAGUCGCCAGGAUUGGAUUGAGUACUACAACACAGGGAACUUGAAAGAUUCACUUCUGGUUGAUAUAUGGGAGCUGGAAGAGAAGAAUAUCAACACUCAAAAUAAGAAAGCUGACAGCGAACAUGGUAGGGGUCUUCUGCAUCAUAAAGGUUCCAUGUUGAAAUAUAUGGAGCGACUGGGAUUGCUGGCUGUUGGGCCUGACCUUCAUUAUAUCCCUUGCAUGAACAAAAAGAAAUUUGAAGAAACCCAGAAAAAAUUCAUCCAAAAAUCAACAUCAAAAACAUCAGUGUUGGUGUACGCCUUUGACUUUUUGCCCUACUUCCUGUUUUAUCGAGUUGUUGUGGCUUGUAUGAAGAUCAGCAAAUGGGAAGUCCUCAAGGAUAAUGACAUCAAAUGCUUGUACAAAAACGCUGCUAUGUUUAAAUAUGAAGAUCACUAUGUCGUGAUAUUUGUAACACCUGAUUCAAUCCAGCUUCAAAUAAUACGAAGGGGAGGUGAACUCAUUAGAGACAUUACUGUUGCGAUCAGACAAAGAAUUGACCAGAUAUUGAUAGCUGUUACAAAAACAUUUCACAAGCAUCUGUCUUUCCGAAUAGGACACACGUGCAUGCCAGAACAGGAUCAGAUUAUCG
Molecule: messenger RNA, 5510 nt
Organism: Ostrea edulis (European flat oyster)
Lineage: Eukaryota; Metazoa; Mollusca; Bivalvia; Ostreida; Ostreidae
Exons: 8
Coding region: 2558-4645 (695 amino acids)
Source: RefSeq, a predicted model, not a curated record